Molecule: messenger RNA, 1307 nt
Organism: Diabrotica virgifera virgifera (western corn rootworm)
Lineage: Eukaryota; Metazoa; Arthropoda; Insecta; Coleoptera; Chrysomelidae
Product: juvenile hormone acid O-methyltransferase-like
Exons: 5
Coding region: 45-1289 (414 amino acids)
Source: RefSeq, a predicted model, not a curated record
UAAAAAAUGAACGUCAGUCCGCUUAAAAUAUUUACCAAAUAAAUAUGAUACCAGAAUUAUGGCUAGUCGGCAAUAUCGUUACUGUAAGACUUACGAGGAUACAUCUAGAUAAAUACAAACAUUUAUUACAAUGGAAGAAAAGUGAGUCGAUCUUGGAAUUCGGAUGCGGAGAUGGACAAGUUUCGGAAAAACUUUUGCUGCCCGUUCUUCCAAAAGAUUACAAAGAGUACGUGGCGAUGGAUAAUUCCAAAGAAAUGCUUGACCACUACAAACAGCAUGUUAAUAUUCCUAGGUUACAAGCGGUGCAUCGGGACAUCUCUACCAAACCUUUAGAGACCUGCUGGCGAAGCAGAUUUGACCAUGUUUUUGGGUUGUUUGUGAUGCACAUGGUGCAAAAUCCCAGGUCAGCCAUCGAAAAUAUCCAAAGUAUGCUGAAACCAGGUGGACAAGCGUUUUUGACGUUUUUUGAGCGCAUGCCGGUACAUAAAACGUUCGAAGCGCUUGAAAAACAUCCAAAAUGGGGAAAAUAUGGCACGUUCUUAUCGAAUUAUAAUACCAAUUCAAAUCCAAAACUUGAGUACGAAAGUGAUCUUAAGGCAGCAGGUUUUAAGAAUUAUGUUAUUCACGCAGAAGAGCCGGUCGGAUGUACAUUCGACGAUGAAGAAUCAUAUAAAAAAUUAUACAUAUCUGUAAACAAAAUGCUGCCAAAAAUUCCAGACGAAGACAAAGAUGAGUAUAUCAAAGAUUAUUUGAAUGAAGUAGAAAGACAAGGUUAUCCUCUCGUGUUCAACGAGGAAAGUGGAAAAAGAAUACCAACAUUAUAUGUUAAAAUACAAGCUUUCAUCAACAUAAACAACAUGCUAAAGCCAGGCGGUCAAGCAUUUUUAUCAUUUUUCGAACGCGCGCCGGCAGAUCAUGCUUUCCACAAUCUGCUCCAGUAUCCAAAAUGGUCAAGGUAUGGACACAUGCUGUCUGCGCACUACUACAGCGAAAAUGUGGAAGAAUCGUAUAAAAAAGAUAUCGACGCUGCAGGAUUCAAAUCUUAUACAUUUGAUGUCGAAAAGGACUAUGCGAUUUGGCAUGAAAGUGUGGAAGAAAGACGAGCUGGAUAUGUCUCAGUCAAUAUCAUACUUCCAAGGAUACCUGAAGAACUGAGAGAUGAAUACCUGAGGGAUUAUAUUAAAGAAAUCGAAAGUGGAGGUCACAUAUUAUCGAUGGAAAGAGAUGGCAAACAAAAGACAUACACAAAAGCGAAUUUAUUUAUUACUGUAAUGGACAAAUACGAAUAAAUAUUUAAUUUAUAUUAA